Messenger RNA from Capsaspora owczarzaki ATCC 30864, 1140 nucleotides. RefSeq lists its product as hypothetical. The transcript has 3 exons. Bases 1 to 1140 code for a protein of 379 amino acids. The record is from RefSeq and is a predicted model, not a curated record. NCBI's taxonomy places the organism in Eukaryota, Filasterea, Ministeriida, Capsasporidae.
AUGCAUGCAGGUGGAGUGCUCAAAGAGCUCACAGAGGAACUCGAACAGAUGAUCAGUCGAGCUGACGGUGGAAGGAUUAGGCAUUCCCCACCUAUCAGCCUCCAGAUGCGCCCAGUCUCUCGGUUGACUGACAAUUGCAUGCUUUGUCCACAGGUCCAUGCUCACCUCACAGCUGAGGAACAACAGCAGUACCGUGAAUUGAAACACCCGCUUCUUCAAGCGCCAUUCCGAGAGCUGAAAAGCACGCCAGCCUUGAUCCGCGAUUCGCUCCGUGGCCUGAUCACAUUGGAGCGAAAGCAAGACAGCUACACACGACUGGAGAGAACCUCCUCCUCCAUCGAGGCGCUGCUGCUGAAACGGAUGAAAAAGACGCUCGCAAACGACACCGAUCCACUUGAGCAUCGGUCGUUUCUUGCUGCCACAAUCCCCGGUACAGGGAACUCGUGUCUGUGUGACGCGUUUGUGCAUCAAAUUGCCCCGGCAGCUCAUCGUAACAGAGAUCGUUACGGAAGAAACAAUCUGUUGUGCUUAUCCGUCUCUUUCGACGGUCCUUCCGGUUUCGACUCUGCGAACGACUGGACAGUUCUCAAGCAAGCCAAUCCGGAGCAUGCUCUGUCGACUCGCCUGCUGGCUGCCUACUUUGAAAUUCCCCCGAGGUUUUUUCAGGACAACUUUGAACAAACUGGCAGCUUCCAGGUCGCUGCUACGCUCCAGUUCAUCCAAGAGUUUGAGUACUCGGCUCGUAACGACAGUCAGCAGCCCACGAGUCAUGAUCAACUGCCGUGGCUUGCCAUCGCUGUUGACGGAAUUCAACAGUUGCUUGGCUUUUCGAGCUGGCACAACGCUCAACGUCAACGUCGGCUGCUGGACAAGACUCUCGCGUCACUCAAGGCUGCCGUUAAGCGCCCCGCAGCGCGACUCUUUGUGCUUUACGCUGGCACUUUGUCCGAUGACCUCACCACUGGCCUGAUUGAGUCGCUCCACUCUCAAACCUCAACUUCAAGCAAGUUUGACGUGGAUGAGGAGGAGGUGCCUGAACCCCCGCGCGUGGAUGCAAACCUCGAGAGCCAGUUACAUCCUUCCGAUGGCAUACCACGCCACAUUGAGAAGGUUCUUGGUGUGUUUUUUUUUUUCAGGUGA